UUCAUUCCAACAUCAUGAAAGUUAAUCCUAGCAGCAUUACCAACAUGACUACCCCUCUCUCUCCCGGUGAUCACACCGGAAACUUUGUUUCCCGGGGUGUAUUCUUCUUGCCGGAGAUCCAAAUCUUUGAGCUUUUCAUCGCCCUCAUCGUUUUUGUGGCCAUACAUUCUCUCAGACAACAAAAACGUCAAGGCCUACCGGUAUGGCCCUUUGUCGGAAUGUUACCUUCCUUGAUUGGCGGCCUUCGAUCAAACAUGUAUGAAUGGAUUUCUGACGUUCUUCAACGUCAAAAUGGGACUUUUAAGUUCAAAGGGUUAUGGUUUACUAAUCUCAACUGUGUUGUGACCUCAGAUCCUCGCAACUUGGAGUAUCUUCUCAAGACCAAGUUUCCAAAUUACCCUAAAGGAGAGUAUUUCCGAGACACAGUUGGAGAUCUCCUUGGUAGCGGCAUAUUUAGUGCAGACGAUGAGACAUGGCAGCGGCAGAGGAAAACGGCGAGCAUAGAGUUCCAUUCAGCCAAGUUCCGCCAUUUAACUACCGAGUCAUUGCUCGAGCUUGUGCACUUUCGACUCUUGCCAGUCUUGGAGGAUUCAGUCCAGCAAUCGAUCCCCAUCGACCUACAAGAUAUCCUCCUAAGACUAACGUUUGAUAACGUUUGCAUGAUAGCUUUUGGGGUCGACCCUGGUUGUUUAAGUCCUGGCUUACCGGAGAUACCAUUUGCUCGGGCCUUUGAGGAUGCCACUGAAGCAACCCUUAUUCGCUUCGUGACACCGACACUAGUAUGGAAGGUCAUGAGGUACCUUGACUUGGGGACUGAAAAAAUGCUAAAGACAUCGAUAAAGGGAGUGGACAAGUUCGCAAAUGAAGUGAUCCGAACAAGGAAGAAAGAACUGAUGUCCAUGCAAGAAAGAAGUGAACAGGACAAGAAACAAAGAUCAGAUCUACUAACUGUGUUUAUGGGAUUGAAAGAUGAACAAGGAAAACCAUUUUCAGACAAGUUCUUGCGCGAUAUUUGCGUGAACUUCAUACUUGCCGGAAGAGACACUUCAUCAGUGGCAUUGAGCUGGUUUUUCUGGCUGCUUGAUAGGAAUCCGGCAGUCGAGGAGAGAAUCCUCGAGGAGAUCUAUCGAAUAUUGUGUGAAAGGGAAGAAGGUGCAAACAAAAGAGAGAGUGAAAGUAAUUCGAUAUUUAGGCCAGAAGAGGUGAAGAGGAUGGAGUAUUUGCAGGCUGCUCUAUCAGAGGCUCUGAGAUUGUACCCUUCAGUGCCAGUGGAUCACAAAGAGGUUGUUGAAGAUGAUGUUUUUCCGGAUGGAACUGUGUUGAAGAAAGGAACAAAAGUGGUGUAUGCAAUCUACGCAAUGGGAAGAAUGGAGGCCAUAUGGGGAAAGGACUGCAGAGUUUUUAAGCCGGAGAGAUGGCUGAGAGAUGGGCGGUUCGUGAGCGAGUCGGCCUACAAGUUCACCGCCUUCAACGGUGGUCCUCGCCUCUGCUUAGGAAAAGACUUCGCAUACUACCAAAUGAAAUUUGCUGCUGCCUCCAUCCUAUACCGUUAUCGCGUGAAGGUGGUGGAAGAUCAUCCUGUGGUGCCCAAGCUCGCAUUGACCAUGUACAUGAAGUACGGAUUGAAGGUGAAACUAUACAAGAGGGAUAAAUUGGAGCUUCACAAGUAUUUCAACAUCAAAUAUUAAAAUCGUAAUUAGGAAGUGGCGUGUUAUUGAUCAUGGUUUCUUAUUAUUAUUUCCUCUCUCUUUUUGUUUAAUAUAUUGGUAAGUAUUGUAUUGUCCUGCAUAAGAAGAAAAAAAAUGUGAGUGAUGAGAGGGGAGAAAGGAAAGGAGACGCCUGAAGGUAUGUUUAGGAGACUACAUGUUCGAAUAAUGGGAUU
Cornus florida is the source of this 1882-nucleotide messenger RNA. Its product is annotated as cytochrome P450 86B1-like. The coding region runs from base 15 to 1688 and encodes 557 amino acids. Lineage: Eukaryota; Viridiplantae; Streptophyta; Magnoliopsida; Cornales; Cornaceae. Gene Ontology annotation, molecular function: oxidoreductase activity, acting on paired donors, with incorporation or reduction of molecular oxygen; heme binding; monooxygenase activity. The transcript is spliced from 2 exons. The record is from RefSeq and is a predicted model, not a curated record.